Molecule: messenger RNA, 2142 nt
Organism: Dujonia railenensis
Lineage: Eukaryota; Fungi; Ascomycota; Pichiomycetes; Serinales; Debaryomycetaceae
Source: the annotation of a GenBank genome assembly
AUGAUAGUUCCUAGUAGUGAAAGAUUUGGAAUAGUGAUCGACUCUGGGUCUUCUGGAUCAAGAAUUCAAAUUUACAAAUGGGAAGAUCAAAAACACGUCAAAGAGAGUGGAUCUCAAGAUGGUGUGGUAUUGAAUUCACCGCCUAAAAUUACACAGGAAGACGGCUGGACUCAUAAGAUAAGUCCUGGUAUUUCCACAUAUAACAACAAAGAUCGGAAAGUGAAGGAUCUUUGGUCGAAACAUUUCCUGGAAUUGAUGAAAUUUGCUGAAAACAUUGUCCCUAAAGAUAAGCAAGCCGAGACUCCAGUAUUCGUCUUGGCCACUGCUGGUAUGAGACUUUUACCAGAAGACAAGCAAAAGUUGAUUUUGCAUGAAACUUGUAGCAUAUUACGUCAAAAUACCGACUUCUACUUACCCAACUGUCAUAACUUUGUUCAGAUCAUUGAUGGAGAAACUGAAGGUUUAUAUGGCUGGAUAGGUUUAAAUUACUUGAUGGGCCAAUUCAAUAAUAUAGGUAAAACCCUGAAGGAUACAAUAUCAGAUUCCAUUGGUUUUAUGGAUAUGGGUGGUGCUCUGACUCAAAUCGCUUUCGUACCGUCUUCGAACGAGGAGAUUGCCAAGCAUCAAGACGAUUUAUCUAAGGUUACUCUUCGUAAUAUUAAUGGAGAAACUCAAACUUGGAAUGUCUUUGUGGAAACUUGGUUAGGAUUUGGAGCUAACGAGGCAAGGAGAAGGUACCUCAAUCAACUUAUAUAUAUGUAUGCAUCGACUCCCAAUUCAAAUGGAGACCCUACGGUGAACGACCCUUGUUUACCAAAGGGUACUGAUUUGAGUUACACUUUUAAUGAGAAAGACUAUAUUAUUCAUGGAAUGGGUGAUUAUAAGCUGUGUGUUAAGAGUAUAUACCCGUUAUUGAUGAAAGAUAUGCCAUGUAAGGACACCCCAUGCUUAUUCAAUGGAAUCCAUGGACCCAAAUUGAACUUCAAUAAGGAUAAGUUCAUCGGGAUUUCAGAAUAUUGGUACACGGCCAACGAUAUUUUCCAAAGUGGUGGAGAGUAUAAUUUUAAUGCAUUUAACGAAAAGGUCAAAGAAUUCUGUGAAAGCGAUUGGUCUACAAUUUUAGAGAAUGCUGAACAGGGGAAGUAUUCUAAUUUAGAUCCUGAAAAAUUUCUCAAAUCAGCAUGUUUCAAGGCAAGUUGGGUGAUGAAUAUAUUACAUGAAGGCUUCGAGUUACCGAGAUUAGAGUUGGAUAACGUUCCGGAGCCAAGCAAAGAAGACGAAGAGUUAAAAAAUGAGCUCCCCACUAAGCACAUCCCAUUCAAGUCAGCUAAUUCUGUUAACGGGGAUGAACUUUCUUGGACCUUGGGAAAGAUCUUAUUAUUUGCACUGAGUCAGAUACCACCUACUGACGAUAAGGACCAGUAUAUCGGAAUCUAUCCAAGUGAAAUUUCUGGAAAAGAGUUUGUACCUGGAGGAGGUUCUACUAGAUUACAACUAGCCGAAUCUGACUCUGACUCUGACGAACCUGGAUACCUGGGCAAAGCGGAAAAGGGUCUUUUGGUGUAUUUGCCAUUUUUCCUUCUUCUUUUCAUAUUCUUAGCAUGGUUUGUUCGUAAGAUCAACUCCAAGAAAAUGUACAGUGGGAGUAAAUUCAAGAGGCUUGCAAAUCUUAUUCCUUCUAAGAUAAGAGAAUCUGCAAUAAGCAAGAUCCCAGGAAUGAAUGGGUACAUGCAAAUGAGAGAUCACGAAGAAAUGAGUUAUAACUUGGAAGAGGGAAUCCAUAAUGUGGACAGCAGCUUAGCUGGAAAUCCGGACUAUGAGGAUAGCCCUCACGAUAAUAAUAGCAACAACAAUAAUAUGGGUGGUGACCAAGGGAUAAGGAACCAACUUUCCGUUUUAAGAACCAGAUCAACUGCCAAUCUUUCUAGUAAUGAAGGCUCACCAGACAUUGAAGAAUAUGACGGUGCAUCCGGUAGCAAAAAUGGAGGUAGAUACACACCCAAUUUUUUGAACAAGCCAUUUACAAUUCCAAAAAGAACUCCAGGUAAUGGGCUAUUUUUAUUCCAAGAUCACGGUAGUCGAGAAUCGCUUCAGAGAACGACAAGUAGUAGCUCUAUACGGAAAGCAAAGGGCAUAGAAUAA